AUGGCCCGGCUUAACGAGUCGCCUGGACCCGGCCCUCAGUCGGCAAACAAACAUCAGAUUACCCUAAAGAACGGCGCCUUUGGCAACUUCCUGUCGUCCCCCGCUAAACCCUCCGGUUCGCAAUCCCCGCUCCCGAACAAGCGCAUCAAGAGCCUCACGGCCACCGGCAGCCCGCGAUCCGACGCCUCGCGCUCCCACUCGCCUCCUGCCCAACGCCUGUCUUCCCAGAUCCCUCUCACCUCCCCCACGCGCAAGACUCUUAGCGAUACCGCUGCCGACGAUAUGGAUACCGCAGACCGCAGCACCCCCGCCGACGUUGUUACACCCGCCGUUGUUGCCGAGUCUACACCCGCUGAGUCUACACCUGCUGAGUCCAUACCUACGCCUACAGCCGUCGCUGCCGAUAUUGAGGUUUCUCCCGCCGCGGAAGUCAACGCGGCUACUCCUGAGCCCGUAAUCCCCCGACCUGGUAUGGUGUCGUCUGUCAGGAAGACACUCUCGAGCGUAGUUAACAAUUUCACUGGAGUGCGCAACGGUACUGCCACUGUCACGUCAACAUUUGAGCAGACAAUCGUUAGCCGCAAGCGCAGCAGAGAACCCGAGGCCGAGGCGACCCCCGCUCCUGUAGAGAAAGAAGCCGAAGAGGAAGCGGAGGCCGCAAACGUCACCGCCGAUAUCAACGACACCACCAUCCAGCUUGGCAACCAGAUCGAGGAAGAUGUCGCAGCAGAACGAGCCAAGAGCCCUGUGAAGGAGGAUGUUGAAGUCGCCGCACCGCCUGCUACCCAAGCUGCCCCGGAAGUUCCAGCAGUUCCAGCAAUCCCAGCAGCUCCGGCCCCUCCGGCCGCAGAAGAGAGUGAAAUCAAUGUCACCACUACCGCUAACAAUACCGACAAGACAGACAAUUCUGACAAUGCGGAUACUAUUGAGGCUGCAGAGACUACCAAGCCUGCUGCUGCCACCUCAGCCGCCGCCGCCGCCGCCGAAGACAAGGAUGUGGAUAUGGAAAACGAUGCCAAGAAUGGCUUGUUUGUAUUUGACGGUAUCAUCACUCACCGUCGCGAUCCCAAGGACAAGACACUUUUCCAACUGCAGGUCCGCUGGAAGCAUGAUGAGCCUACCUGGGAGCCUGAGUCGAACAUCCAUGAGGACGCGGAGGAAGCUCUGUUCGCCUACUGGGACAGUGUCAGGGGCGGCCGUUUAGGCGCCAUGGCCGACAAGGAGCUUUGGCACGCGCUGAGGGUUGAGAAGCACAAGCAAAAGCCCAACGGAAAGGUCGAGCUGUAUGUCUGCUGGACUGGAUCGCGGGAGCGGUCUUGGGAACCCGAGGAGAACAUGCUUCAGGUCGCUCGGCCGUUGGUCGAGGACUACUGGGCUUCCAGAGGCGGACGUGAAAAGCUUGUCAAGGCUGUUGCCGCGCCUGUGAAGAAGCCCCGCGGUCGCCCCCGCAAGGCCUCGGAGCCUGAUGAAGCCCUGAAGGAGCCCGCUCAAAAGAAGGCCAGGCAGGGCCGCAAGAGGCUCUUGGAUGAUGCGGUUGUGGGAGAUGACCAGGCGGAGAAGUCCGUAGAGGAACAGGCACAGGUUGAUGGAGAAGGCGUGAAGAAGCGCGGGCGCGGUCGUCCCCGCAGGAGCCCCGUUUCAUAA
This is a messenger RNA of Colletotrichum truncatum, 1644 nucleotides long. The record is from RefSeq and is a predicted model, not a curated record. NCBI's taxonomy places the organism in Eukaryota, Fungi, Ascomycota, Sordariomycetes, Glomerellales, Glomerellaceae.